AGAGUGGACUGUUCCAUGUAUCUCGUGAUGGACUGAAAAGAGUUCCAACCGACGUCGGCUUGCUGAGGUAAACACAUUGCAAUGACAAAUUGACAGUGCUGCUGGCUAAGCGCGACUGAUAUCUGAGGAGUCUUUGAAGUAGCAAGAUGGCGGCACAGUCGGCAGGAUCUCACAAUGUUGAUGUUCGUGAGCUCUUCAACAUGCUCGAAUCAAACGACAUCAAUGUGUCAAACGACAUUACGAAACUAGUGCAAGAAAAUCUCGCUUCAAUCAAGGAGGCGUGGCUUGUUUGCAGUCUUGUGGAUUACUAUUACAUAUCCGUAUCAGAAAGGACCCUCCAAAUUAUCAAGGACGUCCGUGAACCUCAUGAUAAGCACCUGGUAGAUAAACUAAACGAGGGACUGAAGAGUGUGGAGCACCGUCUACCUGCAAUGAAGAUCUUGUUGUCUCUGGCCUGUAAACAGCCGAUCUGGGUCCACAAACUAGUCACUCAUCAGAUCUUCCACGCCAUCAUCAAAACUCUAAAGACAGAAACGGACAUUCCUGUGGUUACGACUGGUGUGAUGACGCUCACAGUACUUUUGCCUUCGGUUCCUGCUCUCAUCGGCAACCAACUGACAGAAAUCUUCACCAUAUUUAGUCGUUUGAUAGCUUUUAAUGAAAGAAAACCGGGAAAUGUGCCGGAUGUGUUUCUGCUUCACUUACAAGUAGCGUUGUACUCUCUCUUCCAUCGACUGUAUGGCAUGUUCCCAUACAACUUCCUCACAUUCCUCCGGCACCACUAUAACAAGAAAGAUAAUACGAAGGUGUUUGACGAGUUUGUGAAGCCCAUGUUGGACAGAGUGAGACUUCACCCACAUCUCAUAACUAGCUCCAGGGACCACGAAAUCUCUCCCAAAAGGUGGCGCCAGAUGGAGGCCCAGGAUGUGGUCAUUGAGUGUGCCAAGAUGUCUCUAGACAUGACUGAGGGAAUGUGGGAAGAGUUGACAUGUCCCAUCCUCACUCCCCGUCACAUGGUGUUCCAACCCUCCGCCAAGAAACCUUCACUCAAAUUGGUCACUCCUGAGCAAGAUGGAACUGCGAUGAAUGCAACUCACCAGCUAUACCUGGCCUCACAGGAGCUGAGCCCUCCCUGUCUGACCUCAGGGGCUGACGGGAUGGGGCUGUGGAGUCCCUCUGUAGUUGUCGGGCUCUCCACACCACCACCCUCCCAGCAGACCACGCCUUACUCCAACAGCUACCAUGAUACCAGCAGAUAUAAUUAUGGUAACACUCCCUCGGCAACUCCGCCUGUGGAUACACCCAGAGCUACAUCUCCCAAUAACGAUGAUUUGGACAAGAGUUUUAGUAGAACAAGUAGCCGAAGUCUCCUUACUGCUAAGGGAAGUGAGCUGAAGCGACUCAGCACUGGCUCCGCGGUGUCCGCCAAGGCUGGAGGGGCAUCUGUCACAGACGGAAAGCCAACAAGUGUUCCCCCCUCUCCACUCAGAGCCGAAUUUACCUCAGACCCCCCACAGGGCCCCGGCAUAUUCAAACCGGUUCGCCCGGCCAUCAGAGAACUCAAAUUUUAUCCCAUCACGGAGGGUCAACAAUCACUGGAUCAGGAGAGAACCGAGUCAGCAAAGGAGUUGGCUGAAUGUGAAAGGCCAGAUUUAAUGGAGUCCUUCUCAAUGGAUACUCUCCCGCGUGUCAUGGAGGAUUUAGCCGGGCAAAGAGAGAAUCCUGAUAAUGACGACGACAAUGAUGAUGAUCAGGAAGUGUCGGAACUAACCAGCCAAACAGCCACACUGACAGCAGAGUCAGUUCAGUUGUUUAUGAGAAAGGUGAACAGGAUACGUUUCAACAGUCUAACGGCAACCAACAGCAUUUCGGAGAAACAGAAGUUUGGUGCACGGUCAAGGUCUUGUCCGCACUUGCCAAAAAUAGAAUCUCUUGAGUCUGAAGGCGAUGAGACUGACUGUGUUUCACGGUCAGCUUCUGCAACUCUUAAAACCAUGGCCAGUCCUAAGACGAAUGAUAAGCUUAGUCCCCUUCAGGACCAAACGAUUCUAUCUGAGUCAUGUCCAAGAAUGACCUCAACAAAUGGAGUGAAACUUUCGGUGGACAAGACAACUGGUUCAGAUUUGUUAACAAGGACAGUGACAAAGGAAAAAUCGGUACCAUCCUGCCCCGUGAUGUCACCUGGUGCUGGCCAGGACCAGUCACCUGAUGUUAGUAGUAAGGUGUUGCCAAACAUGUUUAUAGACAUGAUGCGGACCAUGCUACAGCCAGGGUCCUUAUUGUUGUGCCAGAAAUGUAACCAGAGCAAUGCUGACGGCAGUCCUUUGACAGCAUUAGGUCCUGCUGGAAUGGCCACGUCUUUUUCUCCGCCAGAGUUGCUGGACCGCCAUCUCCGUCUGGGAGGUGAGGUACACGCCAAACAGCUGUCUAAGAUACCCAUCACUAGUCAUGACUCCACCAGCUGGACACAUUUUGGAGGGAUGCCUCCAGCAGAUGAAGUGAAUAUUUUGCGGGGACAAAUUUUCAUGAUACAGAACCAACUCAUGUACGAGCGACAUAAGCGGGAACUUCACGCCAAGAAGAACCGACGUCUGCUCCGCAAAAUAGCCAAUGCCAAAGCUGUUGAAGAGCAAAACAAUGCAAUGUCUGACCAGCUGAGCCAAUAUGAAAGGGAAAUUCAAAAUAUGCAGCUUUCCCUGCAUCUUCUACAAGAAGAAAAUCGGCGCUAUAAAGAGUCGCAAGAGAGCAACGAAUACGAAAGUAAAGUACAAAUGAGAUCCUGCUUGGCAGAGAAUGAGGACUUGAAAUCAGCAAAGAGUGAGCUGACAACACUGUUAGUAAGGCAGAGAGAAGAACAGGACUUACUGAAACAGCGCUUACAGGAAACAGAAUCAAAGCUUUUCAAAUCUGACAAGGAGAAAUGUCACCUACAGGAGGAGGUGCAGUUCACACAAAAACUGAAAGAGCAGGUGUUCACGCUACAUAAGGAGGUACUACUGAUGGGAGAACUACACCAGCAUUACCAGGAGCAGAUCAACUCAGCUAGGAUCCACUCCAAAACCAAGCAUGAACAGGACCUCCAUGUCAUGUCCCAGACAGCCGAGAUCACAGCAUUAAAGAAGGCAUUAAAAAGUGUAACCUUGACGGGUGAGGCGAGCCAGGCACGUGUCAAUCAACUGGAAGCUACUGUCAAAACUAAGGACAUAGCCUUGGCGGAGAUCAAGCAGAGUUUAGCGGAUGUGAUUACGAACCACCAGGAGGAACUCAAGUCUAUAGAGGAGAAGUACCAGUGUAUGCUGAAGGUCAACCAACAGCUAGAGGGUAAAAUCCUACGUCUGUACAGCCAGGUGGACGAACUCGGCAGGCCACGACAGACUAAAGAAUCACCAGACCUGAAAGUUUCCACGGAGGAGUCUCCAACAAGGGAGAGAACUGGAUCAGAUCCCACUAUAGUUACAAAUGUUAGUAAAACUCCACUGUGUAAAAUGACAAGUGUUCCCACAUACUGUGAAAUGAAAGAUCAUGGAUCUGAUAUGUUAGCAGCUGGUUCUAGUCAGGAAAAACACCAGCCAAGAAACGUGUCUCCACCGACAACACAUUCUGUUGGGGGAGACGUCAUAGUGCAACCGAACAUGACACGGACAAUGGAGUGUGAUAAUGGGUCUGUGUCGUCACGGGAGUCAGGAAUGUUUGCCCCUCAUCGUAGUGUGUAUAGUGAAGGGGAAGACCACUCACUCUCCUCAAGGGGAAGUAACUUGCUAGACAGUGGAUAUAGCACAUAGUAAUUUCAUUAAUUUCUGUGUAUUUUUUUCAGGGUUGUGUUUUUUAUUUUCUUCUACUGGUUUUAUGAAAAAUACGAUCUUCCCAAGGUUGCAACAUCAUCCAGGUAUUCUAGUUUUCACAUUACAUCAUGCCAGUAAAAUAAAAUGCUAUUCAAUUAUGCUGCAAUAAAUUAUUAUCGGCUGAAAAUUUUGCUUCAAAAAACCUCCUGAAUGACUACAUUGCGAUGAAACUUUGUACACAUACACAGUGUCAUAUAUUAAUCUGUUCAACAGUCUCUAACCACUAGCCUAGGUCUA
This is a messenger RNA of Mizuhopecten yessoensis (Yesso scallop), 4079 nucleotides long. Its product is annotated as hamartin-like. The transcript has 23 exons. Bases 147 to 3782 code for a protein of 1211 amino acids. Gene Ontology annotation, cellular component: TSC1-TSC2 complex. Gene Ontology annotation, biological process: negative regulation of TOR signaling; negative regulation of cell population proliferation; regulation of cell cycle. NCBI's taxonomy places the organism in Eukaryota, Metazoa, Mollusca, Bivalvia, Pectinida, Pectinidae. The record is from RefSeq and is a predicted model, not a curated record.